AUGGCCUUCUCUACUCGAAGCGUACUGCGCGCCUCUCGCGCUGCCAACUUCUCAGCUGCCUCCCGUGUUGCUGCUCCCAGCAACGCCGUCCGCUUCUUCUCGGCCACCCGUGCCGUCCGCGUGUCUGACACCGCCAACAAGAAGAGCGUUGUUCGCGAGAAGGAGGUUCCCGUCACCGUCUACGGCGCUGGCCAAGGUGACAAGCAGACUCUGCAGGUUCCUGAUGGCGCCUCCAAGGUCCCCUACGACAGCCCCGUCCCCGCUGAGCGCGAGGAGGUUGAGCCUCUUAACAAGAAGGUCUACGACCAGCUCCCUCACACCGUCAAGAGCAUGACCGUUCAGGACAAGGUCAUCAUCAUCACUGGUGGUGCUCGUGGUCUGGGCAACCACAUGGCCCGAGCCUGUGCUGAGGCUGGUGCCAAGGCCAUCAUCAUCUUCGAUGCCAACCAGGAGCUGGGCGACGCUUCCGCCGCUGAGCUGCACCAGAAGUCUGGUCUCCCUGUCUCUUUCUUCAAGGUCGAUGUCCGUGACGGUGCUGCUAUCAACGCUGCUGUUGACUCCGUUGUCGAGCUCUACGGUGCUCCCGACGUCCUGGUCAACGCUGCCGGUAUUGCCGACUCCAACAUCAAGGCUGAGACCUACGACCCCGCCAUGUUCCGUCGUCUGAUCGACAUCAACCUUACUGGUUCCUUCCUCAUGGCCCAGGCUGUUGGCCGCUCCAUGAUGGCUGCUGGCAAGCCCGGCAGCUUGAUCCUGGUUGCCUCCAUGUCUGGCUCCAUUGUCAACUACCCCCAGGAGCAGUCCUGCUACAACGCUUCCAAGGCUGGUGUCAUCCAGUUCGCCAAGUCCAUCGCUGCUGAGUGGGCCAAGUACAAGAUCCGUGUCAACUGCAUCUCUCCCGGUUACAUGGACACUGCCCUCAACCGUGUCCCCGCCCUUGAGGCCCAGAAGAAGAUCUGGAAGUCCCUGACUCCUCAGGACCGCCUGGGUGCUGUUGACGAGCUCAACGGUCUCUGCGUCUUCCUCGCUUCCGACUCCUCCAGCUUCAUGACUGGUUCCAACGUCAUCAUUGACGGUGGUUACUCUUGCUACUAA
Molecule: messenger RNA, 1095 nt
Organism: Trichoderma breve
Lineage: Eukaryota; Fungi; Ascomycota; Sordariomycetes; Hypocreales; Hypocreaceae
Product: enoyl-(Acyl carrier protein) reductase domain-containing protein
Exons: 1
Coding region: 1-1095 (364 amino acids)
Molecular function (GO): oxidoreductase activity, acting on the CH-OH group of donors, NAD or NADP as acceptor
Source: RefSeq, a predicted model, not a curated record